Debaryomyces tyrocola is the source of this 603-nucleotide messenger RNA. Lineage: Eukaryota; Fungi; Ascomycota; Pichiomycetes; Serinales; Debaryomycetaceae. The record is from the annotation of a GenBank genome assembly.
AUGAUGAAUUGGAUCAUAUCAGACUUCCCUCUUGGUGUGGUAACAUUCUUUAUUUGUAUUGAUGCGGUUGCAUAUUUUUUAUUUGAUUCAGAAUCACUCUGGAGAUUGCUCGUAUGUAUUUAUACUUUCGCUAUAUCUAUCGUAGCCAUGUUUGGUUUCAUGAUGCACCAUUACAUUCAGAAGAUUAAAAUCUACAACGAAAAACUAGGGAAAAUUGUCAUUCCCGAAUUUAUAGAGAAUAGGCCUUUUAAGGAAACAAAUGUGAUGCAAAAAGACGAAAUAUUAGCAAUCAUAUUAAGAAAUGUGAACGCUAAAUUCGUAUCCACCAUGAAGAAACAAUAUACUUUUAAGAACAUAGAUCAGUUAGUGAAAUUCCAUGAUUCUAUUGUUGCAGGAUUUUCUAAGAGGUAUUUUGAAAAUUAUAAGGAUUUACCGCUCGAAGACAUUCAAGGCUGGGAUAGAAUGUUAUUAGUCGCUAAGAACAUUCAAGACGAAGAUUUGAAGGAUGUCUAUGCUGACAUGGUUUCACCAGAAAUAAUUCAGAAAUACAGCAAUAUGCGACCCACUACCCAAGAAAAUGGGCUGACCGUGAACGGGGACUGA